Molecule: messenger RNA, 4436 nt
Organism: Diachasma alloeum
Lineage: Eukaryota; Metazoa; Arthropoda; Insecta; Hymenoptera; Braconidae
Product: erythroid differentiation-related factor 1
Exons: 3
Coding region: 426-4379 (1317 amino acids)
Biological process (GO): positive regulation of DNA-templated transcription
Source: RefSeq, a predicted model, not a curated record
GCGAUGGCCGCCAAUCACAGGCCACCGCGCGAUGUGUUAGUGAGAAAUGGUCGCACAUUGUCGCGUCAGGACCGUAGAAGUUUUGAUAGAUAGACACAAUAAAUAAUGAGAGAUAAAAGAGAAAAAAUGCCAGUGAUAAAGAGUCAGUGCAAGGUAUAAUCUUUCGUGAAAUUCAGUCACGAGGGUUACUGCAGUGAUAGUUGGACGGAGGGGUUUUCUACCUACCAUGAACGACUCAACGUACAUUACAGAUGGCGUUAUUCUCUGUUUUGUGUUGUGGGAAUUGUCAAUAAGUCCAUGUGUGCUUCUAGAAGAAUACAAUAAUAAUAAUAUACGAAAAAAUACAAAAAAUUUGGAGUGUUAAUCGAUGGAUAAAUGUAAUAAAAUGAGCUCUUUGGACAAGUUGUGAGGGGAUAAAUACAAAAAUGAAUAAGGAUCUAGAAUCAUUAUCAUCAUCAUCGUCAUCAUCGUCCUAUGAAUUGGUCAAAGCCGUAAAAUCGACAGCCGUUGUAAAGUACACAGCAGUUCAAACACCAGCCACUUUUGCCCAGUUGCAAUGUAAUACAGAUUUGAAUCAUCCACCAAGCAAUUGGCUGAGUAGUUCAGCAGAGAGCUAUGGACUGCAGAGUGUAUGGUCCACAAACACUGGAUUUUCAUCUUUUCGAAUGGCCCAUAUGUUUCCUGACUGCGUUGGUGAGGUUGACGUUGUAUCAGAUGCUGAGAAUAUUAAAAAAUUAUUAAAAAUGCCGUACAGUCACAGUGUCAUUUCGAUGAUGGUCCAUAGAAUUGAAAACACACUGCUUCUCGAUGAUUUUGACAUUCAUAAAUAUUUAUUGCGCCAGGCUGAAACAGAUUGGGAAUGGUUGAAGAAAUUCUUUUAUGAAAAUAUAUUUGAGGACACGAGCGAUGACAAGAAGAGUAAAUUAUUUCACAAGACAACUCAUAAUAGCCGCAAUACACUUCAGCAAAAGAAUUUAGUAUCAAAAUUUCUCUAUCAUUCACUGGUUCUAGCCGACAAUGAAUUGCGUAACAAUGUCACUACUAACAAGACCAAUGACAAUAUCAAUUCCAAUAAUGCCAAUCACAAUGAUCAUGAUAGCAGUAAAGAUGAAAUGAGCAUUAAUUCAACUUGCCCAUUAAGCCUUCAAAGUCUGGAGCCAAUGUUACCUGAGCCAACUCGCGAAGAUAAAUUGCCAGAUCCAAAUCACAAUCACAAUUUCACCAGAAAUGUUGUAUGGACAUUUGAGAAUAUACAAAUGCUAAUAGGAACGGAUAUGCCUAUAUUUGGUGGUCAAACCCAUCCAUGUAUCAGUCUGAGGCUUCGAGAUAUGAAUAAACCUAUCAAUGUUCUGACUGGUAUUGAUUACUGGCUCGAUAAUCUCAUGUCCAAUGUUCCUGAAGUGGUCAUGUGUUAUCAUUUGGACGGUAUUGUUAAAAAAUACGAACUCAUAAAAACUGAGGACCUCCCUAAUCUGGAUGAUGCUAAAUUCAGUCCAAAAGUUAUUCGUGAUAUUGCUCAAAAUAUAUUGAGUUUCUUGAAGAAUAAUGCAACAAAAGCUGGUCAUACAUAUUGGUUAUUCAAAGGUAAAGAUGAUGAUGUAGUCAAACUUUAUGAUUUAACAUCACUGUGCACUGAUAUUGGCAGCGAUGAGCCAGAGCCGGAGACCGAGACGGAGACCGAGACCGAGAGGGAGAGGGAGCCAGAGCCAGAUAAAGAACAGAAUCCAUUUACAGUGCCUGUUGCUAUGCUUCUAUAUCGAGUCGCCAGAAAUAUGAAAUAUUCAAUGGAUCGGCCAACUAGAGGACACAAAGGCACCAUCCGAAUGCUUCUCACAAAUUGCAUACAAUUAUUGAAUCGAAAAAAAUAUCCACAAAUUGUUACCUCUGCCCAUUACAUGCUCUCUGAUCUAUAUGUUCCUGCUGAUACAGAUCCUGCUAAGCCCAUUCUCAUGGAAGACGAUUAUCAAGAUGAUCCGGCAUCAGAUUGCAGGAGUACUAGCAGUAAUCAGGAUGUUAAUGAUACCACCACAGAAUGCCAUGACAACAACCAUUCUAACGAUUCUUUGAAUGAACAUGACAAUAUUGAGGAGAAUGAUGACGGUAUGAGUGCCACUGCCAGUGUCAAAUCACUAAUGCUUGCGCACAUGAAAGACCAAUCUGAACACGAAGAAUCCAAGUACAAACCACCCCCAGUGAGUGGAACUGUUGUUGAACGUUGUCGAAUGGCUCUCGAUCAUGUCUACAAUGGAUUGCAAUGUCUAAUAUACUUUCCCACAAGUACCUCAGUCCCUGAUAAUGCUGAUAAUCAUGUGUAUAAUAAUAAAUCGGAUAAUCAUCGUCACGAUGUCAAUGCAACAGUACAACAGGACCACCAAAACAUAGCGAAACCAUUCGAAGCAAUACCAAUGCCAUAUUAUCCUCUGGACACAGAUAAUACUCAGAAUAAACAGACUAAUAGUGGAGAAAUUUCAAAUUUGAAUAAUCGAAAGAAGAGUCAGAAGAAGAGAGUCCGUAGAAAUGAAAACAGUUUGACAAAUAGCAACAGUAAACCUCAUCAUCAUCAUCAGCAGCAGCAGCAGCAGCAGCAGCAGUUGAUUAUUGAUGGACAGUCAACAGAGAAUGCCUUGCUAUUGUGUCAAAAGACUAAAGUUGAGACAUUACCAACUUGGGAAGCACCGAAAAAGACAGAUAACCAUAGCUGGAAAGCCCAUUUGAAAGCCUUGCUCUAUGAAAAAGCAGCAUUAAUAUUUGCAGUCCUUGCUGAAUACCAAUACGCUAGUCCACAAUGUAAUUACGGUGCUUCUCUCAGAUAUAUCCUCAAUGUAUUAAAAUGUCAAGAAAUUUUGGAAAUAUUCUGUGCUAUAAGAAAUGAUAAAUCAACCAGUUAUCUACUAGGAAGAGCGGGCGAUUGUUGCUUGAUGGCUGUUCAAGAUUGGCGUAAUAUUGAUAAGCAUAGGGAAGCAUUUAAUAAAAAAGAUGACAUAGAGGAUAAAAUUGUUGGAGAAAUAACGAGCACUGAGUACUGUUUUGAAGCUUUGAAAAGUAUUGAGGAUUGUCUAUUGGCCUCUUACAAGUCUUAUGAAAAAGCUUUGUCUUUGGAACCUCUUGAAAUUGAUAGAACGAAUCUUCUGCGACGAAUAGGAAAUAUUCACAAUGAAUUAGGAGUAUUGUACAUGAAUCAGGCAAGUACGAGAUGUCAGCAGCAGCAACAGCAGCAGCAGCAACAACAACAAUCUCAAGAUAAUAAUAUUACUAUUGACAAAACAACAAGAAACAGCAAGGAUUCAGACGAUAUCAGUUGGCAUUUGACACAAUCAUUGAACCAUCUCGAAUCGGGUAUCAAGGCAUUCGAGAGUGUAUGCGACGAAGCUAAUCUCGCCCUUUUACAUUCGAAUAAGGGUCGAUUGAUGCGACUGUGUGCCCAUAUCAAUGUCAAUGAACGAAUUCAAGAGAGAAAUUUCUACAAAAAAGCACUUUGCAGUUAUCAAAGGGCUCUCCAGGUGCUAGGUAUGAGAAAGACAAACCCUGCGAUAUGGGAUACAGUUAAUUGGGAUUUAUCGACAACUCUCUUCACAAUGGCCACACUAUUUCAAGAUUAUCCAACCAUUGGUUUCGACAAUGAGGAGGAAUUGGAGAGAGAAGUUGUUGAAACUCUUCAUAAAGCUCUGAAACAUUGUGAUAUUGAUACGCCAGGCCCCAAGCAACCUGUUUAUCAAUUUCGUGGAGCGACGAUCCAUCAUCGACUUGGAUCCUUGUAUCAUCGUAUUUACAGGCGACUCGAAUCUGAUUCCGAUUCUAUCAAGCGUAAAACACCAUUACAACUGAGUAAACUUCAUUAUGAAAAGGCAGCCAAACUUUUUCUCUCAUUGGAACAACCAGUUGAAUUUUUAACUGUACAACUUGAACGAGUUGCUCUAGCUGAGUAUCAAGCACAAAUAGCAACGCUUUUUCAAAAUAAAUUGAAAGCCUAUCAAAAUGCUCUCGAUUGUAUUCUCCAAUGUAAAGAAAUGUUGGAUAAAAAUGUGCUUUUGAAGAAGGAACAACAAUUACUCAUGAAUAAGCAGAGUGAUUCAGAAGCAGCCCAUCGUUCCUCCAAUAAUUCUCUUACAGAGGAACAGGAUCAAAAUCAAGAGGAGGAGAAGCUCAUACUGUUGCUCGAGCAAAGAUUACAAUACUGUCUCAAGUCCUUGACCAAAUUGUGCCUCGGUAAGAAUAACAGCAAGCAGUACCAACAUCUAGCUGAUGUAUAUAAACGAUGUUACAGUCAGAGUUUGGUGAAAUUGGAAAAUCGAUCGGCCCUAUCAUUAGUUGAUCAUAUUGCUCAUCUUCUUCAGCAGCUUAGUGUCAAGCUCUGUCAAAUCCAUAAUCCUCUUCCAUGAUAAUCAUUAUAUAUACACUUGGAGUUGUUACAAAAUGAAAACACUACUUUCAUCAAG